This is a messenger RNA of Aspergillus heteromorphus CBS 117.55, 3537 nucleotides long. Its product is annotated as DEAD/DEAH box helicase. Gene Ontology annotation, molecular function: ATP binding; ATP-dependent chromatin remodeler activity. NCBI's taxonomy places the organism in Eukaryota, Fungi, Ascomycota, Eurotiomycetes, Eurotiales, Aspergillaceae. The record is from RefSeq and is a predicted model, not a curated record. Bases 1 to 3462 code for a protein of 1153 amino acids. The transcript is spliced from 3 exons.
AUGACGGCGGAUUCAACCCCCACACCUCCGUCGCCCCAGCUCAAACAGACAUCCACAAUCAAGAAGUCUCCGAUAGACAGCAUACAGGUGGAAAAGAACGAACUGCUGCAGAAACUCGACAUCUGCAUCGCCGCUGGUGUCCUAAAAAAGCGCAACCCAGAUGCCGGUACCCACUCCGUCGUCGAAGCGGACGACUUCCCAUCAGCAGAGAUCGCUAGCCUGGAGAAACACCACUGGAUCCGGACCGAAACCUUCCCCUAUACUGACGAUCCAUCAUGGUGCGGCGUCCGAGUCUAUGUUCUCCCCGAUGAUAUCGGGCGCAAGUUCAUCCCGCGGUCGAGUACGGCGCUGAGACGCGCGCUCAAGGUCGUCAUGACUAGGAUUGAUAGCUCGGCGGAGGCGUGGAUGGGGAAGGGUUGUCUGGAUCAGAUUCAGAGGGGUACGGGGGGGUUGGCGAGCGGGCCGGAGGACGAGUCGCUGUGGUACAUUUUCAAUACGCUGAGGGAUCCGGAGCCAUGCGUGGAGAGUAUGAGGAAUCCGUUUGCGAGACAAGCCAUGAAGGAGUUGCUCGAUGUGACGGAUCCAGGAGAUGAAGAGUCCGGGACGGAUUAUUCGGGCGUGUUGGGCCUCAGAACGUCGCUGUAUCCGUAUCAGCGUCGGUCGGCGGCUGCGAUGGUUCAGCGGGAAGCGCAGCCCGCGCAGAUGCUGGAUCCGCGGUUGCAGGCGUUCAAGAGCCCGAAGGGUCAGGAGUACUAUUAUGACAGGGAGGAAGGGAGUAUUUUUCGGGAGAAGAAAAUGUACUCCGAGGCUUGCGGAGGUAUUCUUGCGGAAACCAUGGGCUGUGGCAAGACUCUUAUCUGUUUGGCUGUCAUUCUAGCGACGCGUGGUCAUUUCCCUGAGAUCCCCUUAGAGUAUCAAGAGAUGAAGAAUCCUGUCCGUCGAACGACUGGAAGUCUCGUUGAGAUGGCGGCGACCGCAGCAGGCCGGCUCUCCCUACCGUGGAAAGCUUACUUCGAUCCAUUGAGCCGUCAUGCAAGACAUAGAGGUCGAAGUGGCGUGGCGUAUCCCAGGCCGCCGCAUCAGAAGCUUCGUCUUUGCUCGGGGACGUUGAUCAUUGCGCCGCCUAAUCUGGUCAGUCACUGGCAGAGUGAAAUCGCCACUCACACGGACGGUCUCAAGGUGCUCGUGUUGCGGACUAGUUCUGAUCUAACUCCUUCCCCGGAUGACCUGUUACAAUACGACAUUGUUCUGUUUUCGAGGAUACGGUUCGAGAGAGAGGCGGGCGAAGUGGUCCAUAACAGGCGGGCCUUGACCACACCUGAAGACUCUCCCCUGACAAAGGUCCAUUGGCUCCGGAUCAUUGUCGACGAAGGCCACAAUGUCGCUGGUACCGGCCAUCGGACGAACAUGGUUCAUAUUAUAGACCAACUGCACGUCGAGCGCCGGUGGAUCGUAUCGGGAACCCCAUCCAGCGGUCUGUAUGGAGUUGAGGUUAGUUUGGCUUCGCAGGAGACUCAGACAAGCGACACAGACUUCGCAGAAGCCACAACGGCCGCGCUUCGCGGUAGAAAGAAGACGGGCAGCACUCUAGACGCUGAGCUCAAAGAUCUCGACAAGCUACGAUACAUCGUGAUCGACUUCCUGAAUCUGAAGCCAUGGUCGAAUUCUCGAGCCAAUGACCCCGCCAACUGGACCAAAUACAUCAAGCCUGUUGGCAAUGAUGGCAGACGCCGAAAGGCACAGUCUCUCCGAGCCACUUUGCAGGGGCUGGUUGUGCGGCACCGUCUGGAGGUUAUCAGUAAUGAGAAGCCUCUUCCCCCGCUCCGCAACAAAGUCGUGUAUCUCGAGCCUACAUUUUACGAUAAACUGAGUCUGAAUCUGUUUAUAUUUAUCCUUGCGGUCAAUGCAAUUACUUCAGAGCGCAAAGACCAAGAUUACAUGUUCAAUCCUCGCAAUCGGAGGCAUCUUAGUCUCGUGAUUAACAACCUUCGCCAGGCGGGAUUCUGGUGGGCUGGCUCGGACGGGGAUAUCUCGCAUACGGUGGAUGUCGCCUCGAACUAUAUGAAGCAGCACCUGGACACAAUGACCGAGGAUGACAAAGCAACCUUGCGCGAAGGCAUCCAGAUCGCAGAGAAGGCUCUGGAGUCUGGAAGUUGGCAUGCCUUUAAGAGGAUGCACGAGCUUGGAGUGUUCGUCCAGGGCUUUCCUUCGUACGCCAGGAGCAUGUGGGCUGUUGAUUCCUCGAUGCUAGACCACGAGCCUCUUCUCCUCGGCAUCACUCAGGCCCGUCAUGCACAGAAAUUCGUCACAAAACAUCUAAACGCGUACGACCCAGCAGAGGGCCUAGCUGGCGCAGGGAUUAAGACGCGUCGCGAGCUGUCAGGGCGAGAAGGGGACAACACAGCACCCAAAAAGACCACCCCAGACAAACCCGCUACAACCAACUCGCCGAAGAAGGCAUACUCCAAGGGACUUUUCAAAACCCUACCGGCCGAUUCACCUCUUGCACAGACCAAAGUGGUCGCCACCGCAUCCGCCAAGCUGACCUACCUCCUCGACCAAGUGUCGGAACUGCACAAAACCGAGAAGAUCAUCAUAUUCUACGACAACAACAACGCCGCAUAUUGGAUCGCGGAAGGCCUCGAGCUCCUUGGCGUCGACUUCCGCAUCUAUGCAAACACCCUGAAACCGAACAUCCGAGCCGAAUACCUCGCUCUAUUGCGGGACUCCGAAGAGGUGCGCGUCCUCCUGAUGGACCUGCGCCAGGCAUCUCACGGUCUGCACAUCGCCAACGCCUCGCGCGUCUUCAUCGUCAACCCUAUAUGGCAGCCCAACGUCGAAAGCCAAGCCAUCAAACGAGCCCAUCGGAUCGGUCAGACGCGGCCCGUGCACGUCGAGACUCUCGUCCUCAAGGACACCCUCGAAGACAAGAUGCUGCGGCGCAGGAAAGCGAUGUCCGACAGCGAGAUCCAGCACGCGGAACGGGACCUCCUCGAUGACAGCACCAUGAGCACCAUCAUCCAGAACGAGCGCUUCAUCCCGAUGCCCGAAGACGAGCACUCCGCUCGCAUCGCAUACCUGAAUCACCCAUCCGGCUUCUUCGACCGCCACAAACUGGCCAUCCCCGACGACGAGGAGGGAAAUACCAACCCACCGCCGCCACCACGACGCUCAACGCCGCGCAAGCCCAAACGCCCUGUCCCCCUGGAUUUAGGCGAGAGCACGGACGAGCCGGAUCUCAUCACGCCCAAGCGACGCAAGACGUCCAUGUCUCCGGGGUUGAGCUUUCUCACACCAGAGGGUAUCCUGAUGACGCCUCCACGGGCCUGGAGCCGGUCUCCUCCCCGGGCUUCGCCGCUGCCGAUGAUGCGUCCUUCCUUGUUCGACUCCACCACUGCACAUGACGGAGGAGGGAACGCGUCGGGAAUGAAGAGAGUCUCCCCUUUUAGGGGCUCGAUCUAGACAUGAGGAACUUGUAUCACCGCUCAAUGUACCCCAUUGCUAUGUACCUAUUAUCAAUGAGGGAUGAUGGAUAAG